This is a messenger RNA of Lathyrus sativus (Indian pea), 687 nucleotides long. NCBI's taxonomy places the organism in Eukaryota, Viridiplantae, Streptophyta, Magnoliopsida, Fabales, Fabaceae. The record is from the annotation of a GenBank genome assembly.
AUGAAAGAAAUGAAACUAGUUUGGUCUCCAGAGAGAGCUACUAACUCAUACAUCGACACUGUUCAAGCUGUGAGCACCACUCAGUGUCAGCUUUCCAACGAAUCCGGCGUGGCGGAGAUGGUAUCCGCUAUGGCGGCGGGAUGGAACGCGCAGCUGAUAGUUGAAACAUGGUCACGUGGCGGAGUUAUUCCAACCAGUGUUGGUUUAUCCAUAGCGAGCCGUCACACAGGUGGAAGACACGUGUGUAUAGUUCCUGAUGAGCCGUCGAGAUUAGAGUAUGCAAAAAGCAUGGGAGAAGUGGGUGUGUCACCGGAGAUUAUGGUCGGGGAACCGGAGGAAGUGAUGGAUGGUUUAGUUGGAAUAGAUUUUUUGGUUGUUGAUUCUCGAAGGAAGGAUUUUCCGAGAGUGUUGAGGUUAGCAAGGUUGAGUGGUAAAGGUGUUGUGUUGAUAUGUAAGAAUGCCAAUUUUAUUUCCAAGAUGGACUCUAGUUAUAUAUUUCGGAGCGUGGUCGCGAGGGAAUCGAGACGACUGGUUCGUUCGGUGUUUCUUCCGGUGGGGAAGGGAAUUCAUAUGGCACACUUAUCGGCUGCCGGUGGUGGUGAGAACUCUGUAUCGGCGGUAAAGCAUAAGCGAUGGAUAAAACAUGUUGAUCAACGAUCAGGGGAUGUUCAUUUUAUUAGAAGAUAA